AAACAUCAUGGCGACACGGUUAGCAACACAGCGUAAUUUUAUAACCGUUAUUCCCGCGCCUACCGGUAGCUCAGCUGCAGCUUCCGUUACAAUCGAGCAAGCCGAGAAAGGUGCUGUAGUACAAAAAACCGCCACUGAACCCGCUGACUCGGGGAACACCACCAACGGCGCUAUAUCUACGGCACCAGAGGUGACGACAGUGAGUGUAGCGAGCUCGGUCUCAGGCAUGGCCUCGAGACCAUCCAGCUCGUCGCAACUAUCCACGAUCGCCAUCGCUGGUGGGUUAAAGAAUGGCAGUGCAAAGGGAACACUCAUGUCGACAAAUCUGCUGACAAAUAAUGCUAACAUUAUGAACCUUCUCGGUAACGCGAACGGACUUUCGCUGCAGCAAAUCAUUCAGCAGAAAAAAAUUGUGAUAAAUUCGAACGGAACCCUGAUCGACCUCGUUCCCUUAAACGAUGAUAAUGAAGGUGUCGAGGCAAAGGGUGACAACGAGAAGCUGUUGGAAGGCCCGACCGCAAACGAGAGCGUGGAGAGUGGUAACUCUUCGGAAGCAACUGUUGAUGAGUCAACGCAUGUGACAGCGCAGGUAGCGGUCGUUCAAAGCCAAAGUCCUGGAGAUGGUACACCGCAGUACAUAACUGUGACUGUUUCGUCGCCCGAGAGUGUGCCGAACCAUCACACGUACGUACAGUAUGUGGACUCCGAAAUGUACAACACUUCCGGCCAGGGACAGACACAGAUGACAUAUCCCGUAUAUUCCGUUGGAGAUUAUGGCACCAACGGACAGCAACAACAGCAGCAACAACAACAAUAUUAUGCUACGGCUGGCAGCUACGGUACGGCGGGAACUGGCAACGGUAACGCUCACACCGAUGCGACCGGUACCGGCAAUGGCACCGCAAACGGUUCAGGCACCUCCGGAACUGGGCCCAACACUGUCAACGCUAACGGGACCGUAUCGUCCGGCAAUGGUGGGGCUGGUGGUUCCGCUGGCGGUAACGCUAAUCAACAACAGUACAUUGUCCCAGUGGACGAGGCGGUCCUUCUCGGGUCCGGGAACACAUCCGGAACGCAACAGCAGUCCGACUCGUCACCACAAAACAUGACGGACGUAGCGUCCUACCUGCACGCGCACCAAACUGCAUCCGUCGGUCAGGAGCUCGAUUCCACGCCCAACCUGACCCACGCUGCCCGUGUUCUGCCCGCCACGGUGAACUGGUUGAUGGAAAACUAUGAAACGGCGGAUGGCGUUAGCUUGCCACGGUCGACGCUGUACAACCACUACAUGUGGCACUGCAACGAGAACAAGCUGGACGCGGUAAAUGCGGCCAGCUUCGGUAAACUGAUCCGGUCGGUGUUUAGCGGGUUGCGGACGCGCCGGCUGGGUACGCGUGGUAACAGCAAGUAUCACUACUACGGAAUCCGCAUUAAACCCACAUCGCCGCUGGUGCAUGCCAUCGAGUGUAAACCGCAGCACGGCGGGUCCAGUGUUGGUGGGCUGAUGGUUGGCCAUCAUCAACAGCUGACCGGUAGUAAUGGGCUUGGCGGGGGUGGGGGUGCUGGUGGUACAGCUGGUGGAAACGGUGGGAUGCAUGGCCAUGGUGGUGGUGGCAAUCACGCCAAUGGUAUACAUGCAACCAACGGCGGUACCAUGGGCCAUGCUGGUGGUGGAGCAGGUGGACAUUUACAGCAUGGUGCUGGGGGUGGAAAUGGAGGCGGAGGAGGAGGAGGAAGCACCGGGCACGGUAUGUCGAUGCACCAUGGGCGAAGUGGCAAGAAAAACAGCUUCAAGGCAGAAAUGCCCGAAUCCUGUGCACAGUAUCUCGGUGACCCAAACGGUGCCAUACCGCAGUUCCCGAUCAUUGAUAUGAUACACCCACUGCCGGACGAUAUUACGAUGGAGGACGUCGAUACGUUGCGCUCGAUCUAUCGCGAACACUGUGAAGCGUUUCUGGACGCCAUCUUGAACCUGGACUUUAACAUGAUCGAAUCGCUGUGGCGCGAGUUUUGGCGCGCAGAAAACAACAACAACAACGGGGACGAAUGCGAAGAGGAGAAGUAUCUCAGCAAGCAGAAGCUGUACCUGCUGACGCAGUGCGAACCGAUCCAGGAGUUUGUGAAGCAUGUCGAUAUGCAGUUCUACCAGAGCAUGGUGGAUGUGCUGAUACCGGACGUGUUGCGACCAAUCCCAACCGGUUUAACGCAGGCGAUUCGCAACUUUGCGAAGAAUCUGGAAAGUUGGCUAACGUCCGCGAUGGGCGGAUGUCCGGAGCCGAUUGUUGCGAUCAAACUUACCGCGGUGGCUGCAUUCGGCCAAACGUUACGCCGCUACACCUCGCUCAAUCACCUUGCCCAGGCGGCACGUGCCGUACUGCAGAACGGUACCCAGAUCGCACAGAUGCUGAGCGACCUAAACCGGGUGGACUUUCGGAACGUCCAAGAGCAGGCCUCCUGGAUAUGUCAGUGCGAUACUGCGAUCGUGCAGCGGUUGGAGAACGACUUUAAGGCGGCCCUACAGCAGCAAAACACGCUCGAGCAGUGGGCCGGCUGGUUGCAGAAUGUGGUUGACGAUGCGUUGCAGGAGUACCGGGGUAAACCGAGUUUCGUGAAUGCGGCGCGCCAGUUCCUGCUCAAGUGGAGCUUUUACAGCUCGAUGGUGAUUCGAGAUUUGACGCUACGCUCGGCAGGUAGCUUUGGAAGCUUUCAUCUGAUUCGGCUGCUGUACGACGAGUAUAUGUUUUUCAUCAUCGAGCAUAAGGUAGCCAAGGCGACCAACACAACACCGAUUGCGGUAAUGGGUGAGAAAACAAAUUCCCGUCCCGUGCAAGACGAUCUCGAUCGUGUGCUCUACAACAGCGAGUACGGUAUGGUGAACGUUAAGCUGGAACCGAGCGCCAAACGGAUGCGCAGUUAGUCAAUUAAACGCGAAACCUUGUCCGCUGCUGUACUGUAACGCUCCACGGAUUGGCACCAAUUGAAGCAUUCCUUCU
This is a messenger RNA of Anopheles maculipalpis, 2993 nucleotides long. It is a transcript of the gene Rfx, whose product is annotated as transcription factor RFX3. Lineage: Eukaryota; Metazoa; Arthropoda; Insecta; Diptera; Culicidae. The record is from RefSeq and is a predicted model, not a curated record. Gene Ontology annotation, biological process: regulation of transcription by RNA polymerase II. Gene Ontology annotation, molecular function: DNA-binding transcription factor activity, RNA polymerase II-specific; RNA polymerase II cis-regulatory region sequence-specific DNA binding. Bases 8 to 2917 code for a protein of 969 amino acids. The transcript is spliced from 8 exons.